Molecule: messenger RNA, 351 nt
Organism: Rotaria socialis
Lineage: Eukaryota; Metazoa; Rotifera; Eurotatoria; Philodinida; Philodinidae
Source: the annotation of a GenBank genome assembly
AUGUCGACACUUUUUGUUUUAUUACUUGUAAUUGUUGGAAUAUCAAAAAUAAACGCUAGCUCUUGCACUUGUUGUUUUCCUGGCCAACAGCCUAUAUGCCAAACGCCUGCAAUCAAUCUUCCAUCUUGUGAUGAUUGCACAAGUUAUUUCUGUGCACAACAUGUAAAAGGAUGUCAAGGUAGAUAUGUUUGUGACGUUACAUGUAAAUCGGAUUCGAGUACAACGAGUACAAAACCUAAAAGCUCAUCAACACAGACAUCAAUCACUACUACAUCCAAUAAUGCUUUUACUGUUCGGGUUGGAUUAAUUAUGAUUAUGAUUAGUUUGACACCAUCAAUCUUUACCAACUGA